Molecule: messenger RNA, 3330 nt
Organism: Polyodon spathula (Mississippi paddlefish)
Lineage: Eukaryota; Metazoa; Chordata; Actinopteri; Acipenseriformes; Polyodontidae
Product: dendritic cell-specific transmembrane protein-like
Exons: 4
Coding region: 292-1737 (481 amino acids)
Cellular component (GO): membrane
Source: RefSeq, a predicted model, not a curated record
UUAGAAGACUGCUUUUUGCGCUUUCUUUUACUGUAGUUUGUUUUGAUAUGAAACUCUUUAUUAUAACUCUAACCCUAACCCGAAAAUCUCACUUGUGCUGUCUGUUGACUGUGAUGAAAAUAUAUGAUUAGACGUUGCCGCUUUCCUUAUUGUUUUUGAUCCAAUCCGUGUGAAGAGGCUGUAUCCUUCCUGUGGUUUCCUCAUACUCUAAAAAGCAACCCAAUUUGUCAUUAGCUGUUAGAGAGACGACUAAACUGAAAACUUUAUCAGUUUGUCUCAGAAACAGACACCAUGCCACUAAGAAUAUCUGUGGCUCAGGCCUGGGCCGUCGCCUUGGAGCUGUAUACCACAAACACCAUGCCUGGCUGGAGGAACAAAUUGUGUCUCUUUGUCAUUUGUUUCUUCUUGAGUCUGAUUUUUGGUGGCCUUCUCUUUUUGGGAUUGGAUCUGUCGGUAGGGUACACUUCUCUUAUGUCCUUAUACAUUACGUCUGCCAUGACAGUAACAGUGACUGUCAUUUUGUUUUUUUUUAAACAAGCAAGGUGCUUCAGUAUGCUUUUUCUUGUUUCCUGUGGAAUGCAGCAAGGUCGAAAUAUUCUCAUCACAGCCGGAACAGGCGUAGUGAUUGUUUCGAAUGUCAGAAACACCUUCAACAACCUUCGUGGCCUGGCCAAGAGUAUGAUAUGCAACCUGGAAGCAAGACAAAUAACCAUCAAUACUACUCCUAUUGACAAAUAUAUUGGAGUGAUUCAAUGGAUUUACGAUCAAACAAAAGUGUUUAGUAAUCUGCUCAUUGUUAAGUUUGAACCUGAGUUUCAUAUCGAACAUACAAUUUCUACAUACGACUUGAAAGAAAGACUACAAAAAGCUAAGCAGGAGGUGAAAGAGGUUUCUGAAAACGUAUCUCAAAUAAUGGACACGCUGUCCUCCAUUGGUCAAAAAGUUCUACCAUUGCUGGGUGUUUUCUUAGUUCUGAUCGGCACAGUGUUUUACAUCCGAAAAUACCACUUCAACAAGAAGUUUGAGAACACAUUCAUCACACCGCGGUUCAUUCGGUUUGAUAAGAAACAAGAGGCAGAGGGAAAGCCCCACCUCCUUCCUCUCACCAAGAAGGAGAGAAAAAAAUAUGUCAUCAUCCCCUCGCCCCGCUUAUCGGUCAAGGAAGGGAAGCGCAUGGGGAUGUUUUUCAUUCCUGUUCUAAUUCACACUUCUGCCUGGGUUUUUUUCAUAAUGGUUGACGCUCUUCUCUACUGGCUGAUUUUAACAAUAAGUAAACACCUCGAGGAUGUGCCUCCAAUUAUGGUUGAUUUGAAGAUGUCAAUAGAUAAGGAAAACCGAGUGUUUGGUAUCAUCUCUGAAAACUCCAGGUCUGAGAGUCAGGAUUUUUCAUAUAAUGUGACUUUGUUUGAAAAGAACUGUAUCCCAAAACCAACGCUCUUAAUCCAGAAGUCAUCAGUCCCACUCGUUGUAAUAAUUGUCAUUUUAAUGCUUAUUGGGUUGAUGUCUUCCAAAUUAACAGAGCUGAAACUACUGGUGAUAUCUUCAUUUUACCCUGACAAUGAAGAUAAGCGCAUUGAAUACUUGCAUGCCAAAAUACUUAAGAAAAGACCCAAAAAGAAGUUGAAACCUUUUAAAAGCAGAUUGAUUGUUUUCGACAAAAAGCUGGAUUUCUGGUUUCCUGUUUUUUCCUUCUUUUGGAAGCAGGAUGAUAACAGGACCACAUUGGAAUUAGACUGAUUUAAUUACACUUUUCAGCUUUCAUGAAAGAAAACAAGGCUUUUGAGGGUGUGAUGAUUAAGCAAUAAGACAGCUCCUUAGCAACAUAUUCAUAUUAUUAUUACAGGAAAGCUUGACAUAGAAUUAUAUUGUACAUAAACCAUCUAUUAUUUGUUUUAAUAGUUUAGUUAUUUGAGUAAUACAUUUUUAUUUUUUUACGUUAAAAUACAGUAUGCUGUAAUAAUGCUUCCUUAUUUCUAUAGGUAUGGCUUCAUCAGCUAUUUGUACAAAGCUUUAAAGAAAUGGUAAAGUAGUUACUGGGAGUUGUUGGGAACAGACCUAUAUUAACUGCAUAAUCUGUCAGAUACUCAAUAGCAAAGAAUUACAGACCAAAAUGUCUACUGGUUCUGAAAUAUUUUAUUAAUGCAGAAAAUAUAUAUAUUUACGUGGAGCUGUUCUUCAGUUCAGAUACCGCAUACAAAAACAUAAAAGAAUAAAAUUACUGGUGACUUUUUCUUUUUUAAUUAGGAUUUCAGUGCAGACAUUCAUGUAAUUGUGUACAUUUCAGUAGUUAAGUUACUGUCAGUUCCCAAAAUGUAUUAGCAAAACACAUUUUAGCAAUUAUAACUAUAUAGUAAGCUACAUGUGUCAAUGCUGAUUGUGCUGUUUAUUCAAUAACCUGUUCACAAUGUGGUAAUACAUUUAUUUAAACCUAGCUUGCAGAAGAUAAACAGUGCCUGUGCUGUUGUUAUGAUGUUCUGAAAUAAAGUUACUGAAAGUAAUCAGUCUGCAUCCAGUUGUUUGAUUUCUACAACUUGUCAUUCAAACCGGGUUGCUAUUGCUGUUGUGGUAACUGUAUUGCUGCUGACAGCAAAGCUAUUCUCCAUUAAAAAAAAAAAAAAAAAAAAAAAAAAACUUUAUUUGCUAUAAUAAAUUUCAAUAGAUAAAGUUUAAGACAGCGCAAAAUAGUCGACAUUGACAGACAACAUUUAAAGGGUAUGUACUGGAAUGGAAAUUUUAAUCAAGCAAAAAAAAAAGGUAAAAUACAUAAAUGAGUACAAUAUGUAUGAAUUAUCAGGCAGAUUGAUUUGAAACAGAGAAAAUAGUUUGAACAAUAACAUUCAAAGUCAUUUACCAGAAAUUAAGGAUUGCAUAUUGACCAAUCAGGUUAAAGAAAAUCUCUGGUACAUUUUCUCAUUAACGAUUAUGACUCCACACACAUUUACCACUAACGCUGUGCCUCCCAGUCUGCACCUCACACCUCACAACAUACCACAGGUGUGAGCUUUCCCUACAAAACCACAUGCCGCCUUCUGUGUCAUUGCUUAUUUGCACUUUACAUAGCGUUGAUAGAUACAUUGUAAGUGGUUUAUACAAAAAAAAAAAAAGAGACUUAACCACAGGGGUAGCAAAUCCUUUUCAACACCACAGCACACUGUUAUCCCUGCAAUGUAUGAACAGCAUGGUACAGGGCCCAUUUAUGGAAAAGUCAUCAAAGAAUGAGGGCAGGGAAACAGGGUUCAAGUGUAGUUGUGUGCACAUCUUUAUUUUUAAUCAUAUUCUCAGAGGGACAAAUAACUAUAAUUCACAUAACCCUGUUAUUUUUCUUUUUUA